AUGUCCAUAAUGAUUAUCGUUGUUCCAAGUCUACGCAUCAAAGACUCGAGUCAAAUUACUCGCUUGAUCAACUUCUACAAUUUACACUUGUAUUUCCAUCAUUCAUAUUCUAUUCACAAUAUCACAACAAUUACGAUUACCAACGCCCCAAGACCGAAUCAAAGAAGCAGGAAACCCCUACAAUCUCUGAAGUCUCAACGCCCUAAUCCGUCUCUCCAACCGUCCCGCCAGCAUAUGAAACACGCCUCUCCAGAUUUGCGCAUAGAAAACGAUGCGAGAAAAAACGAGUAUAAUUGCAUCAUAGAGGCUCCAAAUGACAAGAAGAACGAGCAAAAAGCCAAAGCCAAUCACGAAGCCAUCGACGAAACCGCCGAUCAAUGA
Botrytis fragariae is the source of this 381-nucleotide messenger RNA. RefSeq lists its product as uncharacterized. The transcript has 2 exons. NCBI's taxonomy places the organism in Eukaryota, Fungi, Ascomycota, Leotiomycetes, Helotiales, Sclerotiniaceae. The record is from RefSeq and is a predicted model, not a curated record. Bases 1 to 381 code for a protein of 126 amino acids.